AUGCCAAGUGCAAUACAGUAUUUUUCUGAUUUAGAUUCGUUGCAUCAUGUUUCUAACAAUUUUCUAAGACCACAAUCGGCAGUCUCAUUAUAUUAGAAUAAAAAGAUAAGUAGCUCAACUAUGGUUGAUAAUAAAUAAGUCAGUGACACAAGAUUGACCGAUCCAAGAUUAACACCAAGAUAUAUUAAGAAGGAUAAAGAAGAAUUGUACUCAGAUUUGCUGCAAUUAUAAUAAAAAUAUAAUUAAUGCUAAGAUGAAAAUACUAAAUUAAAAACUUAAAUUUCGUCAUUAGAAAAAUAAGUUAUUCAUUUGACAGAUUUAGUGAGAAAUGUUGAAAUGUUCUGCAACAAGAAAACUGGUCAUUUCAAUGAGUAUUAGUUAAAAAAACAAAUCCAGGAUCUCAAAUCUAAUCUCAAAACAAAAGUGUAAGAAUUAGAAUCAUUAAAAUAAAAUGUUAAAACUACUAAAAUUGAUGAAAUUAGAAUUGAAUUAUAAGAAUCUCAUGUAGAAUGUUUAAGAUUAAGGACUAUGCUUGAUCAAUAGAUGAGAUAAUAAGUGUUAUUUAAUUAUAAUGAUCAUACAUUGAUUGAAGAAAAAUUGUACAUAUAAAGUCAAAUGAUGAAUUAAUUAAAAACAGAAAAUGAUUAAAUGACUGGAUUACUGAAAAUCCAAGAAGAAGAAACCUAUUAUUACAAGAAUUUGUUAGCCGAAACCUUAAAAACAGUAAGAAGAUACGAAGAAACAAUUGAAGAUUUACAUAAGAAUCUUAAAGGUAAAAAUUAAUUUAUGGAUAAAUUGGCUUAAAAAAUAGAAGCUUUGAAAAGCACUAAUAAUGGAUUAGCUGAUAAAGUAGUAAAAGUGGAAGAUUUAAAAGAAGAAAUUCGACUUUUAAAGUGUACUAUAGAAGACUAAAAUAAAUAAAUUAAAAGUGUCUUAUCUGAUAAUGAGUAUCUUAAAGGAAUGGUUCAUGAAUUAAAAAUUAAAAAUAAUGAGAAAUCUGAAAUACAAGCCAAAGAAAAAAAAGUAUUACAAGAUUAGAUUGCUAAAAUAUCAAAUUAAUAUGAUCUCUUAGAUGAUAAAUACAAAAAUUUAUUAUUAAUUUAAGUUUAAGCUAAAAAUAAAGAGACUGCUUAAUCUUCAUUGAUUCAUAAGAAAGAGCAAACUGUAGGUUUAACACUUAAAAAUAACAAUGAUAGCUUCUAAUAACAGAAGAUAUAUGUCCCUAAAAAAUUAAGAGCCAUAAAAACGAAUGAUGUUUUACAUAUUGGAGAAGAACUAAAUUACAGAUUUAGAGUAAAGAAAAUAAUAUUAAUUGAUGUAAUAGAAUAAUUUCUAUUUGAUGAUGACAACAAAAAAGAAAAAAAAGUAAGCAUUAAGCAAUUACAAAAAAGUUUCGAAAAAGAACCAUUUAUGUUAUUUGAAUAAGAUAAAGCAUUAACGUUUGCUCGUUUCUUAAUAGAAGACAACUCCUAAGAAUUUGUAGAAUUUAACAUUGAACUUACAGAAAAUUUGGAUAGAGUUAAAAGCAUAUUUACAAAGAUAGUUGGUAAAUAUAGAAUCUUUACUCCCGAUGAAGAAAUGAAACAUAAAGAAGAUAUCACUAAACUUAUUAUCAAAUAUAAAAAUUCUCUAAAAUAGCACUUUGAUUCUCUUUAAAGUACUAACGGUGAAUUAACUAAAAGAUAAAUAUUAGAAACUUUUAUUUUUAUGGACAUUGAUAUUAAUAAUUCUCAGCUUGAGUACUUUUUCUUAAAACUAUUUGUUUUUUCAAACAAAAUUGAUAGAUUUCCAUAUUAAAAGAUUUUUGAGAUAUUCUAAUAGAUGUAAACUACCUCAAGUAUCAUUUCAUAAUAUCAUUUAUAGCUCCCCAUCUACAAAGGAAAGAAACUCAAAGAAAAAAGGCUACGACUGAAUCAAACAAGCAACCUGUGUAUGUAACAAAGAGUCUAUUCAAAUAAGUUGAAGGUACUAAUUUAUAAUAAGCUUGAUUCAAUAUAUAAAAUUAUUAAUUUUAAUAUUUAUUCAGAAUGUUUUUCAGCCAUCGAUGUUUAGAAUGUGGUACAUCUUAUAAUAAUUAAGGACGCUAUUCUGUGUGAUCCGUGGGUUUGUAUAUUGAAUGCAAUUUAUUUAUGUGAGAAUUGUGCCAUGAUUUUAUCGACUGAAGCAGGAAUUACAAACAUCAAAAAAUACUCUAGUUUGAAUGCAGAGGAGAGAGACAAAAUGCAAAAGGGAGGAAAUGUAAAAUUUAAGUUGAAUGUUACUAAUGUUAAUGAUAAAUUUCAUUCUCAUAGAGCAUUACAAUAUCGAUUUGAAGUAUCUAUCGAACUAUAAUAGUUAGCCUUGGGGUUGAGUGAAUAUGAUUCAGACAUGAGUACAAACUACGCUAGUCCAAAUAAAUCAUUAAUCUAUUAUCCUGAGCAAAAAAAAAGAUUAACUUAGGCCUUGGAAUUAGAGGGAAUACAAUAGGAUGUUGAGUGGUUACAAAUCCAAUAUUAGAUUUUGACAAGGGAUUUAAAGAAAAAAAUUGAUAGGAACUUUUACUUGUCCAAAUUGGAGGAUAUAGGUAAGAAGUUUGUAGAAAAACAGUAAUAGAAAUAAGUUCAACAGAAAUAAAUUCACAAUCAAAAUGAUGUUUUUUAAUCUUUUUCAGCAUUAAUGAAAAAAUAGACUUGA
This is a messenger RNA of Paramecium octaurelia, 2673 nucleotides long. Lineage: Eukaryota; Ciliophora; Oligohymenophorea; Peniculida; Parameciidae. The record is from the annotation of a GenBank genome assembly.